This is a messenger RNA of Capsaspora owczarzaki ATCC 30864, 449 nucleotides long. RefSeq lists its product as hypothetical. Gene Ontology annotation, biological process: protein import into mitochondrial intermembrane space. Gene Ontology annotation, cellular component: mitochondrial intermembrane space. Gene Ontology annotation, molecular function: zinc ion binding. The coding region runs from base 23 to 427 and encodes 134 amino acids. The record is from RefSeq and is a predicted model, not a curated record. NCBI's taxonomy places the organism in Eukaryota, Filasterea, Ministeriida, Capsasporidae. The transcript is spliced from 5 exons.
CCUCCAAUUCCACCAUCCACAAAUGUGCAAGCACGUCCUCAACGCACAGGUCUCGGUGCGCGCCGCAUGCUGCAAGAAGUGGUUUGACUGCCCCGAAUGCCACGCUGGGUCCGAGCAGCACCCGCUCCGCAAGACCGUCGAGCUCGUCUUUGCAUGCAAGAAGUGCAAGAAGGUCUUCCGAAAGAAUUCCACCAACUUUGACGAGGAGACGGAUUCGUACUGCCCGUACUGCGACAACAAAUACAUUUUGCCUGCGAGCUCAAAGGUUCCUGUAGUCACGUUGCAAGCGGAUGUAUCGGCACUCAGGGAUAUGCGCGAUCCGACAGCACCAAGCUCAGGGCAUAUGCGACAGCCCGACUUUGAAAUGACAGCCGAGGAGUUGGCCGAGUGUAACGCGGACUGCUGCGAUGAUGGAACUUGUCAAUAAAGGUGGAUGUUUCGGCUUACAA